CACAGAUCUCCUCAGAAACGUACAGUACAGGAAAGAUGGAAUUUUUAUUUUUAAAAAGUGAGACUUGAACCUGAACUAAAGCAUAUAAAUAAGUGGUAUUUAAGCUCUGAGGAAAACUGCGAGAGCCAGAACAAACCAACCCUAGAGAGAGGAAAAAAAAGAAGAGAAUGUACUUGAACGUUUAAUACGUUAAAAGUUUUGAAUGUAAUUCAGGGUUGUGGUUCAAGUCCAGGCAUCAGAUAUGCCUCUUUUUUUUUUUUUUUUUUUUUUUAGUUUUUUUUUUUUAGAAGGACUAUAAUGUUUUUGGCAUUACAUACAAGGGUUUUUUUUUUUUUUUUUUGGUUAUGAAGCGAAUUCUUCAGCACUUAAAUUUGUUAAUUAUCAUCAUAUAAAGUUUUAUUUUGGUUUCUCCACUUUGUUGCUAAUGUUAUGCAAAACCACCUUUUCCUACACGACCUGUUUUGAAGAACUGUUUGAAUAUUUGACCUCUUCAGACGAAGAGAUUCUGAGGCAGUGACUGGUUUUGUAGCUAUUGAAGUAAACGUGGAAACGUUUAAAGGAGCAUAUAUUUUAAUCUCAAAGUACUUACGUCUUGCUUUUAUAUUUUGUAUUAAAUAGACAGUGUAAAUUGCGUAUAUGUAUUGCCUAUAUUAAUUCAUGUUUCAGGUUGUUUUGUCCUUUACUGUUUGAUCAAAACUGUAAUGUUAUUUACUGUGACUGAGUUUGCAUUCAUUACACCAAUUACAACAAAAUAAUAAUGAUGAUAAUAAUAACCACCUUUUAUCUCUUGUACAUUCUGUAGUACUUUGGACAUAAUUGCUUGUUUGUGUUUUGUAUGAAUGCAAAUGUUUUCCCUGCCAUAUAUAACAAGCACAAAAAGGGCAUCAUAUAUAUAUAUAUUUUUUUUUAUAAUUUUCACACGCUCUUACAGCAUACUGUACUUAUUUCUUUUUUUUCCCUGUUACCAUUUUAACUUAUUGUAAUUGAGAAUUUAAGUUAUUGAGUUUUCUGUUGUGUGUGUGUGUGUGUGUGUGUGUGUGUGUGUGUGUGUGUGUGUGGUUUUUUUUUUUUUUUUUUUUUUUUUGUUUUGUUUUUCUUUUUUUUUAAACCGCACUGGCCGUGUGUAUAGGCUGAGUUUUUGGCCAAAUUGUUGUGUGUGUCAGAAAAGCAGAUGGGCCCUCAGUGUGUGUUCAGCAAGAGAGUGUCCGAGUUCAGUGCUCAUGCCCAUUGUUAGUUCAGUCUCUCAUCUAAAUUGUUUCAUUUGACUUGUCAAUUCUUAACCAGCGCCUGAUGUUCCAGAGCAGCACGUUCAAAUGCAACAGUGGUCUAUGUUUUUAAAAAAUUCCGACCCCACGAGAAUGGACUGGAAGAUUCUGUUUAUAUUUUCCUAAUCUCUGUGCUUUUCUUUGUGUAGCCAGUGACCUGUAUGCAGCCUGUUCUCGGUCCUUUCACUCUGCUGUGUGCUGUCCUGCGUGUCUGCCCUCUUGCAUAACCAGUCACUGGAAGUACAGUAAUUGGACAUGAUUAUUUUAUAAAUCUUUUGAUUUCUUUUUUUUUUUUUUUUAAGCGCUUUGUGUGGCGCCCAAGUUCUUCUUGACUUCUCGAUUUAAAAAAAAAAUCCAUUCUCCAAACCGCCAUGGAAACAGGAGAAAUUCUUUGUCGAGCAUAAUAAUGCAUUAGCUGAAGCCAAGAAAAAUAAAUAAUAAUAAAAAAUUUCCUGUAUGCUCAGCUUCCUUAAAUAUAUGGUCAGUGUGCUGUUUGUUUUUGUUUGUGUUUGAUUAUGUUUCUAUUUACUGGUGGCAUGUUCAUCUUCACAGUGCAUCAUCAUUUUGACACCCUUAAAUCUUAUUUACAACAUCUGGGCUGCUGUUGCUAAAGACUAUGGAAUUGCAUUUGAGGCUCAGGGAUACAAAUGCAUCUCAAUUGCAGAUGUGUGUGUAUAUAUGUGUGUGUGUGUGUGUGUGUAUAUGUAUGUAUGUAUGUAUGUAUGUAUGUUUAUAUAUAUAUUUGUGUGUGUGUGUGUGUGUGUGUGUGUGUAUAUUUAUUUAUUUGAAGGGAGUAGGUGGUUUUGGAUGUUUUACAUACAGUAAUUGAAAAUCUAAAUGUGUGAGGUUAUUAGAUAGCUGUUACUUUGAAAUAUUCUCACUUGGGAAGAAAAACAAAACUAUAAAUAUAGUGUGAGUGUAGGUGUAAUCAUUGCUACCGCUCUUUAUUCUGUAAGAGAUAUGGAAAGGGCUGAAUCAUAAAUAGUCCUUUACUGUAUUUAUACUGCACUAUGUAGUGUAAAGCAUUACGUAAACGUGUUGUAGUGUAGUGCGCUCGUUUCGAGAGCAGGAAGCCAUUUGGGAUGUCGCCAUGGUUGCUCUUGACUCCGCCCCUUUGAGUAAUAUUGACGUUACCCGUAGCAGAGAUGUGCAGAGCUCUGGAGACAGCACACACACGCGUACAUACACCGCGUCUCAGUCCUGCUCUUUUCUCCUAGCAACACGAACUAUUGACAGCUGUUCAUUACAAGGAUGGAUGAGUUACAGGAUGUGCAGCUGACCGAGAUUAAGCCCCUCCUGACAGACAAAAAUGGCCGAAACUUUCAGGACUUUGACUGUCAGGAGCAUGACAUCGAGACUCCCCAAGGUGUUCUCCAUGUCACUUUGAGAGGAACACCUAAAGGCAACCGGCCCGUCAUCCUUACAUACCACGACAUUGGCCUUAACCAUAAGUCAUGCUUCAACACUCUUUUUAACUUUGAGGACAUGCAGGAGAUCACGCAGCAUUUUGCCGUGGCACAUGUGGAUGCUCCAGGCCAGCAGGAGAAUGCAGCACCUUUCCCCACUGGGUUUCAGUACCCAACGAUGGAUCAGCUAGCUGAGAUGCUGCCCUCAGUCCUGACCCACCUAAAGAUCAAUAGUGUGAUUGGCAUCGGUGUUGGUGCUGGAGCCUACAUUCUGACCAGACUGGCACUGAAUCAGCCUACUCUAGUAGAGGGACUGGUUCUUAUUAAUGUGGACCCCUGUGCAAAAGGAUGGAUGGACUGGGCCGCCUCAAAGUUGUCGGGAUGGACCAGCAACCUGGUGGACAUAGUGAUGGCACAUCAUUUCAGCACAGAUGAGCUGACGGAAAACCAGGAGAUCAUUCAGACGUACCGUCUACACAUUGCUCAGGAUAUGAACCAGGACAACCUGGCACUGUUCUGCAACUCCUACAACAGCCGCCGAGAUCUAGAGAUUGAGAGGCCCGUCGUAGGGCUUAACGAGGAAACUGUCAACACUCUGAAGUGUCCUGCAUUGCUUGUAGUGGGUGAUACGUCUCCAGCUGUGGAGGCCGUUGUUGAGUGCAACUCGAGGUUAAACCCUACAAAGACCACCCUUCUGAAGAUGGCAGAUUGUGGCGGGCUGCCCCAAGUUGUACAACCUGGUAAACUUGCUGAGGCCUUCAAGUACUUUGUCCAGGGUAUGGGUUACAUGCCCACUGCCAGCAUGACGCGCUUGGCACGCUCUCGUACCCACUCAGCUUCCAGCAUGAACUCCGUGGAAGGCGCACGAAGCCGCUCUCACAAUAACUCCCAGGAGGGCGCUGCUGCCAGCCCAGGACACGAGAACCAAGCCAGACCACAAACCAUGGAGGUGUCCUGCUAAAUCUGCCUCUAAUUCUGUCUCCUUAUGCCACAUUUUCUCACAUAUUUUCCCUCAUAUUCAUAAAUCUGUAUGCAUUUGUUUGUUUUUUUAUUUAAAUCUUAAUCGGUUCCUGAUAUGUGCAUAUGAUGAAGACUGAUGUCUCUUUGUUAGAAGUGUUCAUGUUCAGAAGGCACUUGUUGUUGAGAAGGAUGCAUCUUCCUAUUGCUUUUUCGUACUAUAGAGAAGACCAAACCACAUCUCACAUCUCUCCGUCCAUCUCUUCAUUCCAUUUGAUUAUGGCGCACGCCACUGACUUGUAUUUUUUUUUUUUCGCUUUUGACCACAGUUUUCUGUUCUCCUGUCAAUAUUCUGUGCUUCGUGAAAAUAUCAGUCUCUAGAUUGCAGAAUAGUUGUUAACCUUGUUUUUCUGUACAUUCUCACAAAAAUCUAUUGAUAAGCAUGCCCUUUUUAAUGUAACUUAAUGGACGUGUAUAUUGGGAUUUGUUUUGUUCAGCUGUUUCUGCAGAUACUGUAGACCUCAACCACCCAUGGGGUAACUUUGCACUGUAACACAGAUGUAUUGAUAUAUUUAGACCAGAACACAGUUUUUCUGGCAUAGCUGCCUUUCAAUAAACUCUUAUGACUACUAGGUAAAACCCAUUUAGAGAGAAUGACCUGGGCAGAACAAACAACUUCACAAACACAUUAGUCUCUAUAGCCUAUUGAGAGAGGAAAAGAGAGACAUGGUCAUUCAUUAUAAUCUCGUAAUAGUUGUGGUGAAUUUAAUAAUUUAAACUAUACACU
Ictalurus furcatus (blue catfish) is the source of this 4415-nucleotide messenger RNA. RefSeq names its product ndrg family member 3b (gene ndrg3b). The coding region runs from base 2517 to 3632 and encodes 371 amino acids. The transcript is spliced from 16 exons. Gene Ontology annotation, cellular component: cytoplasm. Gene Ontology annotation, biological process: signal transduction. The record is from RefSeq and is a predicted model, not a curated record. Lineage: Eukaryota; Metazoa; Chordata; Actinopteri; Siluriformes; Ictaluridae.